AUGCCGCUCCAAGUGCCGGCGGCCUACGAACAGAAGUUUUCCUUCAUCAAGGACAAGCACCGGCGGCUGAUGCACGCCAUGGUGCACUUCAUGGAUGAAGAAAUUGGAGAGAUGGUCCAGCUAUUGAAGGAGAGGCAGAUGUGGAACAACAGCUUGGUUGUCUUUCACAGCGACAAUGGGGGAGAGAUCAUCUUCAAAGGCAUUUGCGGUGGAAACAACUGGCCCUUGCGCGGAGGCAAGUUUUCCAACUUUGAGGGGGGCAUUCGAGUGAACGCCUUUGUGACAGGUGGUUGGGUGCCAGAAUCUCGUCGCGGUCAGAAGUUGGAGGGUCUUGUGACGGCAUGGGACUGGUAUGCCACCUAUGCAGCACUGGCAGGGGUCGAUCCUGAGGAUCACCAGGCGGCAGAUUUCAAGUUGCCACCACUCGAUUCAAAGGACGUUUGGCCCUGGCUCUCCGGCGCGGCAGCCGCUUCGCCACGGGAGGAGGUGGUCAUCGGCGAAACCUCCGCGCACACGCCCAACGGCGACGGGCAGACCGUCGUCGGGGGGGUGAUCCGUGGCAGAUACAAGCUGCUGCUGGGCGUGGACGCGCACAAGUGGAACUCCAUGUUCCUCACCCGCCAGGUGAGUCAAAAUGUGAUGACGGGUCCUCAAUGGCCCAACAGCAGCAGCCAUUUGAUCCCCAUGCUGCACCCCCGGCACUGCGGACGACAGCCGGAGCACGGCUGCCUCUUUGAAGCUUGGCACGGCUGGCCCCACUGGGAGGCCAUGGCCAUGAAAAAGGGGGAUGAGUGCGAUGCCUCGUCGUUGCUGCACAUGAGCCGGGACAAGGACGUUCCAAAGAAGUGUGCGAAGCCUGGAGAAAUUGAGAGGAUCAGAGAGGAUAUGCUCAAGAAGGCGGGAAAGACCGCAACUCCAGCGACUUCCCAGGGAGCGCCAAAGGCCGCCGGAGACGGCUGUAGGGGGAAGUCCAUCUUGUGCAAAACUUCGAAGAGCGAAGCGAACUGCAAAUUCUGGAAGCGCGUCGGCUGCUCUUGGGGACAAGCCUUGCUGCAGAAAGACACAGACUUUCCAACGAACUGCACCCACGGAAUCCAAUGCAAUGAGGAUGGCUGCAGGUGUGCCAAUCCCGGAGAAGUCAAGCAGAUCACGGAGGAUAUCGUGAAGGAGGUGGCUCGAGCCCAGCCACUGGCUAACGAGGAAGCGCCAGCCGAUGAUGCGUGCAUGGGUGAGUGGUUCUUGUGCAAAUCCCUGGAAACCGAAGAGAGCUGCAAGGUUUUUCAAAGUGAAGGCUGCGCUUGGGGCAAAGCGGCCCUGCUGCAGAAAGAUAUGCCAAAAGGGUGCAAGAAUGGAAUCACUUGCCGCAAUGGAGACUGCAGGUGUGGGGGUUGGACCGUGUUCGCCCCCAACGCCGCAUGUAUGCAUUUGCGUAUUGUGGAUCUUUCUGGAACCGCUGCGUCAACGAGCCAAGCACUGCAACUUGCGUGGCAACGGCAACGCACAGGAAGGGUUGCGUUUUCCGUGCCAAGAGUGUCUUGCAGGUGUGCAAAGCUUGGGGAAACCGAGGGUGCAACACCACCAGAGGGUGAGGCAUGUACGGGCUCAUCGCACAUUUGCGCUAAGCUCACGAGCGAGGAGCUUUGCUGGAAACUUCCAGGUUGUUCUUGGACCAAGGAGACCCAGGGCCUCUGAUCACUGAAGAACGAUGUCAGCCCGAGCAAAGCCUCUUGCCUCCUCGGUAGUUUGAGAGGGUCACAUGGCACCCGCAUCGCCACUUUGUGGUGCGACCUUUGAAGCCG
Messenger RNA from Cladocopium goreaui, 1799 nucleotides. The record is from the annotation of a GenBank genome assembly. Lineage: Eukaryota; Dinophyceae; Suessiales; Symbiodiniaceae.